CCUAUCGGAAGUGGUUUCGCAUAACGGAAAACGAGUUGUUUGUUAGCAACGGUCGCUGUGGAAUGGUUUUCUGUGAUUCUGUAAAGAUAGAGCCAUGUCGACGGCAGCUGAUGAAACGGCGACGGACGUGCCAGUGAAAGAUAUAAGCUUGAACCUCGCCGGAUUCGGGGGACUGCAAGAGCCGUCGUCAGCGCAGAAUGCCCGGGAACGCCAGACCGUGUCCCGGAUCAGCCGCGAGGACCUGGAGGACCGCUUCCUGCGCCUCCACGAGGAGAACCUGCUGCUGAAACAGCACACCCACAAGCAGGAGGACAAGAUCAAGAGGAUGGCCACCAAGCUGAUCCGGCUGCUGAAGGACCGGAAGCGGGAGGAGCAGGCGGGCGCGCGGGCGGCGGCGGCGGCCGGCGUGCGGGACGUGGAGCUGGAGGAGAUGGUGGAGGAGCUGCAGGAGCGCGUGCGGGAGCUGGAGAAGCACAACGAGGGCCUGAGGCAGCGCCUCCUCGCCGCCCGGCAGCAGCUGCUGGUGCAGGGCCGCCGCGGCGCCCCCUACGGGCACGUGCAGUCGCGCAUCAACACGGGCCUGCGCCGUGUCCGGGAGAGCAGCCCCGCCCCGGCCCACAGCAGCCACGGCAAAGGUUCCCGGAGCGUGGAGCUGGAUGGGAGGCCUCCCCAGUCCCAGCAGCCCCGAUACGGACACAGCCUGCUGGACGAAGCCAGGGCGGAGAUACGCAACCUGGAGAAUGUGAUCGAGUCUCAGAGGGGGCAGAUGGAUGAUAUGGAUAGAGGGGUGGUGAUGCUGCAGGAGGAGUUGAAGCAGAAGGAGAAGGAGUCUGAGGAGUUACUGUUACAGCUGAGAGAGCAGCAGACCAGUGGACAGAGGUUAACCAUCAAGGACAACGUGGAGAUGAUCAAGCUCCAGAAACAGCUGGCUGAGAAAGGCAAUGCAUGCACUGUGCUGGAGGGAAGAUACGUCCAGCUCCAAGAGAACCAGAAGAGCCUGAAGGCCAGCCACAAUGCCCUGAUGGCCAAAGUGGAAGAGCAGGGCAGCCAGCUGAAAGAGGAGCGCCUGAGGAGCCUGGGUCUGGAGAAGCAGGUUCAGAGUAGCUCUCUGGCCCAGCGGCGGGUGGAAGAGCUGCAGGAACGCAUCCAGGACCUGGAGAAGGAGAAGGAGUUGUUGAAGGAAAACUGUGAUAAGCUUUUCAACAGCGCUUUCGACGUGACCCAGGAGCAGCGGUGGAAGACCAGGGAACAGCAGCUGAAACUGCAGGUCGCCAACCUGGAGGUGGCCCUCAAGUCCGAUCUCACCGACAAGAAUGAGAUUCUGGACAAGAUCAAGGUGGAGCGAGAGCUGAAUGAAAAGUUGUCGCAGCAGAACGGAGAUUUACAGCUCCGCUUUCUGGAGCAAAAACAGCAGCUGGACGAAAUAAAAGAUCGCAUGAAGUUCUUCACCAAGGAGAGCGAUAUCGACAUGGCCGAACUGAGUGAGGCGCUCAUGCUCAUAAAGGUUAGGAACACGCAGAAGAACAAGGACCUGGGCUUCCUGGAAAAGGCGGAGGCGGAGGUGCAGAGGGAUCUGGAUCGCACCUUGCGGGAGCUCCAGGCCACGCAGGCCGAGACGGUCCAGGAGCUGGAGAAGACCCGCAACAUGCUGAUUAUGCAGCACAAGAUCAACAAAGACUACCAGACGGAGGUGGAGGCCGUGACCCGCAAGAUGGAAGACAUUAAAGUGGAGUACGAGCUGAAACUGGAGAGCCUGGCCCAGCUGCUCGACAUGAGGGCGGCCCGGAUCAGGAAACUAGAAGCCCAAUUAAAAGACAUCGCCUACGGCACCAAGAGCCACGUGUUCAGGGCAGAAGUCACCGAGCAGGACGUGGCGGAUGAGUUCGAUGAGACCGUGCACCUGGAGCGGGGGGAGAACCUCCUGGAGAUCCACGUCGCGAAGGCCGGCCUGACCCCGGCGGCGCUGCGGGCCCUGGGGGACCCGGAGCCCUCCACCUUCUGCACCUUCGCCUUCUACGACUUCCAGCUGCAGGCCACGCCGGUGGUGCGGGGCCCCAGCCCGGCCUUCGGCUUCACCUCGCAGUACACGGUGCGCGUGGACGACCUCUUCCUGCAGUACCUCCAGAGGAACAGCGUCACCCUGGAGCUGCAGCUGGCCCGAGGCCUGGACUACCAGACCGUGGCCGCCUGCCAGCUGCGGCUGCACCAGAUCCUGGAGCACAGCGGCAAGGUGUUCGGCUCGGCCCCGCUGGUCGGUGUGGUAGGGGAGGUCCAGUCGUUCGGCACGCUGGAGUACUGGCUGAGGCUACGGCUGCCCAUGGACCAGGCUAUCCGCUUGUACAAGGAGCGCACGAAGGCUCUGGGAUACCUCAGCUUUAACCACAGAGAGGAGGGACAGCAGCCUUCAGCGGUCCCUCCCGAGGCGUCGGUGGACGAUGGGCUGAACGAGCUCCACGUGACGCUGCACUGCUGCGGCGGCCUGAGGGCCCGUGAGCCGCACUCCCAGCCCAGCCCCUACGUGGUCUACAAGCUCUUCGACUUCCCCGACCACGACACCAGCAUCCUGCCCAACAGCAACAGCCCGCAGUUCGACGACCACGUGGCCUUCCCCGUGCCCAUGACCGCCGACCUGGACCGCUACCUGAAGGGCGAGGCCCUGCUGCUCUACGUGUUCGACGACAAGGAGACCGACAGCCACCUGUACCUGGGCAAAGCCAGAGUUCCCCUCAUCUCUCUGGCUCACGACAAGUGCAUCACAGGCACAUUCGAGCUGACAGAUCCCAGCGGCCAGCCCAGCGGCACCGUGGACGUGACCCUGAAGUGGAGGGGCACCUACCUCCCGCCCCCCGGAGCCUCCAUGACCGUGGAGCAGGCCAAGUUUGUCGCCAAGGAGACGCCGGAGAAAUUAGUCGAGCCGGAGCCGAAGGCCAGAGGACGGCCUCCUGUACCGCCUGCAUCGACCGCGCGGACCACAGACCACAGACACACCCCUGCGCCGGCCGCACAGGUACCACAGCCUAAGCCCAGACAGCGCACCACUAUAAAGGAGAAGGUUCCCAGCAAGAAGGUCUCCUUCAUGGAUAACUCUGCAUCAGAGGGUGCAGUGGAGGAGAGUCAUCUGCCCCCUACUGGCGCACAUGACACCGCACAGGAGGGGCCCUCAGGUCUGGUGCCCCAACAGCAGGCUGUCAGAGAGAAAGAGGCGGAGAAAGCGGAGCAGGUGACCUAUGAGGAGGAAGCGGAUGAGGAGGAAGUGUCACACUUCUCCGAGGGUCAGGUGGCCUCCGCCGGAUAUUCCUCCAGCUCCCAGGAAUCAGAUCUCUCCGACCACCUGCCAGUUCUGGAUCAAGAUGGGGAGGAUGCGCUGGCUACUGAUCUCAAUGAAUCGAUACAGUCAGACAGUGAUGACUGCAUCGUUCCAGGCCAAACGGACAAGGGCAGAAAGCAGCCUUCGGAGCGAAUCCGCAUCGAGAUCGUCUCCCUAAGCCUGAGGCCGGACUCGCGCGUCACCAGAGACGGCAACAUCGUGAGGCUGUUUGUGGAGUACCGCUUGCUGGACCUUCCCUCCGAGGAGACGCCCCUGUCUCUGCCCAAGCCACAGGCCGGCCAGAGCAUCCACUACAACUACAGCAACGUGAUCUACGUGGACGUGGAGAAUAACAGGCCCAGACGGGAGCUCUUGAGGUCCGUGCUCCGGGGAGAUAGCAGACAACUGGAAAGCAUAAAGUUCACAGUGGUGAGCGACCCCCCGGAGGAGGAGCAGGAUCUGGAGUGUGAGGACGUGGGGGUGGCGUUCCUGAGGGUUCCCCAAAUCCUGGAGCAGCAGCAGGACCUUAUAGACAUCAACCUGGACAUUAUGGACGUGCUGGACAGCAGGGUGGUUCUGGGAAGCCUGAAGGUAACCGUGGAGGCACUGCAGGCGCUGAAGUGCAUCAUGGGAGAGUCUCCACUCACAGUCCAACCUCUUUCUCCGCCUUAACACCCCAAGCACAAGUCACCCUUUUCACCGCUGCGCAUUUACAUAUUUAUUUUUGUCUUUUACAGUCGUACGGUUUUGUGUGCCUUUUUAAUCUUGUGCAGUUUCUUGUGGGCAAACCACCAAAGAGACGCGAUUGGCCCAUCUGCUUCUUAUGAGUGUCAACAAUGCACUUGAUUAGCGUAGCGCAGCUGGGAUUCGAUACACCUUAUUUGUGUAAUGCGUCGUGUGAAUAUGCGUUCAUUUUUAAUAAAAUAACUCUUUUCACCGAGCCAGCUCAGGAUUUAAGCUCCAGCAUACAGUUUGGAAAAUAAAGUUUGGUGUUAUCCCUAAUCACUCCAGUAACUGAAAAGCCAGUUAAGCCUCAUUAGGAGUUCUUGGCUAUGACGAUUUUAUUGGAAGUGGGAGAUGAAAAUUGCCUGGAUUAAUGUGUUAAUCCGCCUCUUUAAAAUGCUAAUGUCCAUUUUAUGCCCAUUAAAUCUCAGCAUGCUUUUUCUUUGAUGCGUGCAAUUUCUAUCAAUUAAACACGGAGCAGUGAAACGAGCACAGCACAGAUUAAUUCUGCUGCUUCCAGUGCCCAUUCUCUGGGUUCAAAUUUGCCUUGAAUGGGGAGAGGGGGAAAUCAUGCUAAUAUUCUCAACUGUUCUGCAAAAUGUGAAUUAUCAGCGCGACUGUACGGCUGAAGCCUUAAAUAAAUGUUUUACUAAACAAACGAAAUUAGUCUGUAGCUCCAACUUUGUUUUUGCAACCAAGCAACCAACCCCCAUCAGACAUCAAGCUUCUUAAAAAACACUGAUUAAAACUGUUAAAUGAAGAGCUAAGGGUUAAGCUUUGGGGCAUUGUGAAAUGUGUAUUAGAUUAUUCUGUUAUUUGUUUUUCUCUUUUGGAGUCUUUAGGAAAUGGUCUGCGUGAGUGUUUAGUUGAUUUUGUUCUACAGAGAAUGUUCUCCUGUUAACUUUUUAGUGUACAGUGGUAAUGUUUUGAUAAUACUUUGAAUACAGAUGGUACUGUAACUGCCUAGUAAGUUUCUGAUAACUGUAUUAUACAUACAUUAUAUUCUUGAUGGUUAGAGAGAGAGAGAGAACUUUGUAAAUCAGCACUGUAUUUUUCAGAGGUGUGAUAUAGAUAGCAAUGCUUUAUUGUACAUUAAUAAUUUCUCUGUUUUAAUGUAUAAGUCUAUUUUAUCAUUUAGCUCCACCAUGUUGUGUAUUUGU
Messenger RNA from Conger conger (European conger), 5190 nucleotides. It is a transcript of the gene rpgrip1l, whose product is annotated as RPGRIP1 like. The record is from RefSeq and is a predicted model, not a curated record. Gene Ontology annotation, biological process: retinal rod cell development; non-motile cilium assembly. The coding region runs from base 95 to 3979 and encodes 1294 amino acids. The transcript is spliced from 26 exons. Lineage: Eukaryota; Metazoa; Chordata; Actinopteri; Anguilliformes; Congridae. Gene Ontology annotation, cellular component: photoreceptor connecting cilium.